CAAACAUCAUCUUACUAAAAAAAAUCCAAUGGAUCCAUCAGAAUUUCCUUUCGAUAUUGAAGCUUACAAUAGACAAUAUCAAAUUGAAGAGAAGUAUAUAAUAAACCAGUCUAGAGAGCGUCGCAACAAUGUUGAAGAAGAUUAUCCACGUCGUAACAAAAGAAAAUACAUCAAGAGAGAGUUACGUGAUUCAAAUGCACAUCAUGAAUUGCAAGCAGAUCUAGUCAAACAUAUCUUGGCGAAAUUCAGAAUGUCCUGAAAUUAAAGAGAUUUUUAUGUCUUUAUGUGUUGUGUGAUUUAAGAGUUUAAUUGUUUGUGAGUUAAUCCGUAUGUAUUUGAAGUGAAGUGUGUUUAUUAUUAAUUGUGUUGUGUGCUUGUAUCAUAUUGUAAAUCAAAAUUUGUAAUAUUUUUUUUGUUUUAAUAAUAAUUAUUUGUUUUGUUCAAAAAA
Arabidopsis thaliana (thale cress) is the source of this 448-nucleotide messenger RNA. RefSeq names its product nuclease. Lineage: Eukaryota; Viridiplantae; Streptophyta; Magnoliopsida; Brassicales; Brassicaceae. The record is from RefSeq and is marked reviewed. The transcript has a single exon. The coding region runs from base 29 to 259 and encodes 76 amino acids.